Molecule: messenger RNA, 2918 nt
Organism: Cebus imitator (Panamanian white-faced capuchin)
Lineage: Eukaryota; Metazoa; Chordata; Mammalia; Primates; Cebidae
Gene: GNL1
Product: G protein nucleolar 1 (putative)
Exons: 12
Coding region: 987-2810 (607 amino acids)
Molecular function (GO): GTPase activity; GTP binding
Source: RefSeq, a predicted model, not a curated record
UGCCUCCGUCCGUCUCUGCCAGGCAUGGUGGCAACCUCACACCUUCCCUUUGCUGCAUUUCUGUAACUGCUUUGAAAAAAAUUCCUCUCUUCUUCCCUCGUUGGAAACCACCACAACCAGCUCCUCAGAGUGUGCCACAGAGUCAAGAGGCUCUCGGGCCAGAAGGCCUGAGAAGAGGACUGUCGCACCGUAAGAUCGCCACAUCCGGUCCCUGGUUACUAUGGUAACAGCUGCAGGCACAACUUCGUGCCCUCUGACCUCCCUCCAAAGUCCUUGUCCCGCUUGGGUUUCCCUUCUCGUCCCCUUUUGCACUUAUCUGUAAACCUGCUCCUUAUCAUCGUUCUCACAAGGAAUUUGGGUCCCAGCAGGUCGGCACCCAGGACUCUUCAGACCGCCGCCCUCCCCUAAAGACCUCUGACCGUGCCCCCGGUGUAGCCCAGCAACCUGGCUUCCUAUCCGGGACGCACAGUCUCGAUUUUCCACGAAGGUCAAGCCCGAGGGUUGGAUUUGUAGUCUCAGCGAGUCCACGCCCCGUCUCCCCUAGGUAGUAGGCCCCGCCCUCCACUCCACCGGCCCCUCCAGGUGAGUGGUAGCUUCUCCCGGGAGCGCAAGGUAGUGAUGACACGCGUCCCCCCUUCUCCGAACGCGAGUUGGUAGCGUCCGUGACGGAGUUAGCCCGGUCCUCCCACGCGCGCCUCCUCCUUCGCCGCCGGGGCGCCCUGUCGGUGCCACUGGCUCUCACGUGCCAGUAGCCCACCCCGCAUCAUCCUCUCCCCUAGCUCCUGGAGGGAAGUGACUGUAUAUCUCCCUCGUUCGCCUUCCAUCGCGGCCGCCGCGGCAAUUCGGUCGGGCCCGCCCGCUGACGUCACCUGCUAGCUCCGCCUCCUCUAGGGUCCCGGGCCCCUGCGGCGGGGGCUGCCCCGGGGGGCAGUCAGUUGAGGCGGCGGGAGCUCGGCGGAGGGCGGGCCAGGUGACUGGUCCGGGCCAUGCCGAGGAAGAAGCCCUUCAGCGUGAAGCAGAAGAAGAAGCAGUUGCAGGACAAGCGGGAGCGGAAGAGAGGGCUUCAAGAUGGGCUACGCUCCAGUUCCAACAGCCGCAGCGGGAGCCGGGAGCGGCGGGAGGAACAGACCGACACCUCGGACGGGGAGUCUGUGACCCAUCAUAUCCGCAGGCUUAACCAGCAGCCUUCUCAGGGGCUGGGUCCGCGAGGCUACGACCCAAAUCGAUACCGACUGCAUUUUGAAAGAGACAGCAGGGAGGAGGUAGAAAGGAGAAAGAGAGCAGCCCGUGAGCAAGUUUUACAGCCGGUCAGCGCUGAAGUGUUGGAGCUGGACAUCCGGGAGGUCUAUCAGCCUGGCUCAGUUCUGGACUUUCCUCGACGUCCUCCUUGGAGUUAUGAGAUGUCCAAGGAGCAACUAAUGAGCCAAGAGGAACGGAGCUUCCAAGAGUAUCUUGGGAAGAUUCAUGGGGCUUACUCCUCUGAGAAACUCAGCUACUUUGAGCACAAUCUGGAGACAUGGAGGCAGCUGUGGCGGGUGUUAGAGAUGUCUGACAUUGUCCUGCUUAUCACUGAUAUCCGACAUCCAGUUGUGAAUUUCCCGCCAGCACUUUAUGAGUACGUGACUGGAGAACUUGGGUUGGCCCUCGUGCUGGUUUUGAACAAGGUGGAUCUGGCCCCGCCAGCUCUUGUGGUUGCCUGGAAGCACUAUUUCCACCAACACUAUCCCCAGCUCCAUGUUGUCCUUUUCACCUCUUUCCCUCGGGACCCCCGCACUCCACAGGACCCUAGUAGUGUCUUGAAGAAGAGUCGGAGGCGGGGGAGAGGAUGGACUCGGGCCCUGGGGCCAGAGCAGUUGCUGAGAGCCUGUGAAGCCAUCACUGUGGGGAAAGUGGACUUGAGCAGCUGGCGGGAGAAGAUUGCUCGGGAUGUGGCUGGGGCCACCUGGGGUAAUGGCUCUGGGGAGGAGGAGGAAGAAGAGGAUGGGCCAGCAGUCCUGGUGGAGCAGCAGACUGAUUCAGCGAUGGAGCCAACUGGCCCAACCCGGGAGCGCUACAAGGAUGGGGUGGUGACCAUCGGUUGUGUGGGUUUCCCUAAUGUGGGAAAGUCCUCGCUGAUCAAUGGGCUGGUGGGGCGGAAAGUUGUGAGUGUCUCCAGAACCCCAGGCCAUACCCGAUACUUUCAGACCUACUUUCUUACCCCAUCCGUGAAGCUUUGUGACUGCCCGGGCCUCAUCUUCCCAUCUCUUCUGCCUAGGCAGUUGCAGGUUCUGGCAGGGAUCUACCCCAUUGCCCAGAUCCAAGAGCCCUAUACCGCUGUGGGCUACCUGGCCUCCCGAAUCCCCGUGCAGGCCCUGCUCCACCUGCGCCACCCAGAGGCUGAGGACCCCUCAAUGGAACACCCCUGGUGUGCCUGGGACAUCUGUGAAGCCUGGGCAGAGAAACGUGGUUACAAGACAGCCAAGGCAGCUCGGAAUGAUGUGUACAGAGCAGCCAAUAGUCUCUUGCGGCUGGCAGUGGAUGGCCGCCUCAGCCUGUGUUUUCAUCCCCCAGGCUACAGUGAACAGAAAGGCACCUGGGAGUCCCAUCCAGAGACCACGGAGCUGGUGGUUUUGCAGGGCAGGGUGGGGCCAGCAGGUGACGAGGAGGAGGAGGAAGAGGAAGAGCUGAGCAGCUCCUGUGAGGAGGAGGGAGAGGAGGACCGGGAUGCGGAUGAGGAGGGAGAAGGGGAUGAGGACACCCCAACCUCAGCUCCAGGGUCCAGCCUGGCUGGCCGAAACCCUUAUGCCCUGCUGGGUGAGGAUGAGUGCUGAGUUCCUCACCCAGUGCCAUCUUCCCACCCAAUAUCUUUGCUUUUGGACUGACCUGGGGGUAACUCCCCUCUGCUGCCCCAAUUGUGAAUAAAGAUUGUUUGCUUUGUA